GCAGCCCGGCCCGGCCCGGCCCGUUCCGCUCCCUCCGCCCGGCCCCGCUUCCCUCAGCCCUUUCCGCUCCCUCAAACCGGCCCCGCCUCCCUCCGCUCGCUCCCUCCGCCCUUCCCUCUCCCGCAUCCCGGCCUCUCUUCCUUCCGCCCGAUCCCUCAGCCCUUCCUGCUCCCGGAUCGCGGCCCCGCUCCCUCAGCCCAUUUCCGCUCCCCUCAGCUCUUCUCGCUCCCUCAGACCCUUCCCGUCUCCCUCAUCCCGUUCCCGCUGCCCUCAGCCCGGCCCGGCCCGUCUCGCCAUGAGCUUCCUCUUUGGGAGCCGGUCUUCAAAAACAUUCAAGCCAAAGAAGAACAUUCCCGAGGGAUCCCACCAGUAUGAGCUCCUCAAACACGCCGAGGCCACGCUGGGCAGCGGCAACCUCCGGCAGGCCGUGAUGCUGCCCGAGGGCGAGGACCUCAACGAGUGGAUUGCGGUGAACACUGUGGACUUCUUCAACCAGAUCAACAUGUUGUACGGAACCAUCACCGAGUUCUGCACCGAGAGCAGCUGCCCUGUCAUGUCUGCAGGGCCCAGGUACGAGUACCACUGGGCGGACGGCACCAACAUUAAGAAGCCGAUCAAGUGCUCGGCGCCCAAGUACAUCGAUUACCUGAUGACGUGGGUGCAGGACCAGCUGGAUGACGAGACUCUCUUCCCCUCCAAGAUCGGCGUCCCCUUCCCCAAGAACUUCAUGUCGGUGGCCAAGACCAUCCUGAAGCGGCUGUUCCGGGUCUACGCCCACAUCUACCACCAGCACUUCGACUCGGUGAUGCGGCUGCAGGAGGAGGCUCAUCUCAACACCUCCUUCAAGCACUUUAUCUUCUUCGUGCAGGAAUUCAACCUGAUCGACCGGCGGGAGCUGGCGCCGCUGCACGAGCUGAUCGAGAAGCUGGGCUCCAAGGACAGAUAAAAACAUCCCCGGGAGGACCCUUCUGGCCGCUCCUUUUCCGCUUCUUCUUCAGCCACCUCCGCGCUUGGCUCCAGCGGCGCCGGACGGCACCGAGCGGCCUCGCUGCUGCUCUGCAGCCCCCACUGGGCUUUCCUUGCUCGAGUCCGGCCUGGGCGGAGGUGGAGCUGGUUCUGUUUCACACAGGGUGACCUUCCAGGUGCUGCCCAGCCACUUUCUGCUCCCAGAGCUCCCCUCUGGACUCCACAGCCCCACCAGGGCACGCCCAGAGUGGCUCAGCUUAAUUUUGGAAGUGCUUUUUUUUUUUUUUCUUUUUUUUUUGGAUAAAAGAGGUGCACUUUGGCCCAGAGCCUUAAGCUCCCCGUGGCAGCAGCAGUGGGGGGUGAGGAGGAGAAGUGCCUGGCCCCAGGGGGGGCUGUCCCUGUCCCUGGGUGGGAGGAGCAGCUCUGGGAUGUCCCACGGGAGGGGGAGGUGAGGGAGGGACCCUCCUGUGUGGCAAAGGCAAUAACAAUAAUAAUAAUAAUAAAGUUUCUUCCUGCUCUUCUUUCAGAGGAA
Messenger RNA from Corvus hawaiiensis (hawaiian crow), 1498 nucleotides. RefSeq names its product MOB kinase activator 1A (gene MOB1A). Gene Ontology annotation, cellular component: nucleus; cytoplasm. The coding region runs from base 296 to 946 and encodes 216 amino acids. NCBI's taxonomy places the organism in Eukaryota, Metazoa, Chordata, Aves, Passeriformes, Corvidae. Gene Ontology annotation, molecular function: protein kinase activator activity. The record is from RefSeq and is a predicted model, not a curated record. The transcript is spliced from 6 exons. Gene Ontology annotation, biological process: positive regulation of protein phosphorylation; hippo signaling.